Brachypodium distachyon (stiff brome) is the source of this 1082-nucleotide messenger RNA. RefSeq lists its product as uncharacterized. The record is from RefSeq and is a predicted model, not a curated record. The transcript is spliced from 7 exons. The coding region runs from base 107 to 736 and encodes 209 amino acids. NCBI's taxonomy places the organism in Eukaryota, Viridiplantae, Streptophyta, Magnoliopsida, Poales, Poaceae.
CACUCACUCGCUCCGCCUCUCGCGCCACCUCAUCGUCGCCUCGAAGCCGAAUCCUUCGGAAGGAAGCAAGGAAGGAAGACCUAACCCUAGGCAUCUCUCUCCGCCCAUGGCCAGGGAGGCGGAGCCGUCGGCCUCGUCCGCGCAGGCGGGGUCCUCCGGGGAGCUGCCGCCGGCCGCUGGCGGCGGGGACACGCCGCGGGGGAGGCGGCGGCGGGCCCGCGGCGACCCGCUCCUCAUCGUGUGCGGCUGCUUCAGCGUCGUCACGGCCGCCACCGCCUUGCUCUGCGUCGCCGUCAACGUCCUCUCCGCCGUCCAGUCCUUCCGCCGCCACCACGGCGACAUAUUCGGGGGCAUAUUCCGGUGCUACGCGGUGGUGAUCUCGCUGUUCGUGGGCGCCAUCGAGACCGAGUGGGGAUUCAUCCUCAAAUUCUGCGCGAUAUUGGAAUACUGGCCUGCAAGGGGAAUGCUACAAAUAUUCGUUGCUGUCAUGACAAAGGCAUACCCAAAUGUUGAGAGGAGCGACCUGAUUUUGCUUCAGGACAUUGCCAGCUACCUGCUCCUUGCAUGUGGACUGAUCUAUGUAGUCUCGGGGGUGUUGUGUCUUGGUGUGUUGAAGCGUUCUAGGCAGCAGAAAGCGAUAUCACGAGAGCAAGCGACCAAGGAUCUGGAGGAGCUGGAGAAACGCAGGGAGGAACUCGAGGCAUUGUUACUUGCCGAGAGAUCCGAAUUGGUCUGAUGACAACAGUCUAACGUUUUUGCCCAGUGUAGAUUGAUUGUUGCUCCUGCUGAUUCCAUACCGCUUGUUCAUCCUCGUCGAUCUGUCACCCGAAAUCAUUUUCGUUGCUGUGCCUCUUUUUCGUGUUUCUGGUUUUCGUCUCGAUUUCUGUUGAACUGGGUUUCCGGUGUGAGCAUUUUGCGUGGAUACAUUGAUCGGCUGGGAUUGUCUCGUGUUAGUGUAGUCAGAUUUAUGUCAAUGUGGUAGUUCUGAUGAAUGAUGUACCAUCCGUCUCUCUCUGUAGUCUGUCUGAACUGUGAAUGUUAAAUAAAUUCAAUGGAAAUUUGUGUAAAGAGGGUCCCCGCCA